Messenger RNA from Gopherus flavomarginatus (Mexican gopher tortoise), 1493 nucleotides. It is a transcript of the gene EIF3M, whose product is annotated as eukaryotic translation initiation factor 3 subunit M. The transcript has 13 exons. The coding region runs from base 72 to 1328 and encodes 418 amino acids. Gene Ontology annotation, biological process: cytoplasmic translational initiation. Gene Ontology annotation, molecular function: translation initiation factor activity. The record is from RefSeq and is a predicted model, not a curated record. Gene Ontology annotation, cellular component: cytoplasm; eukaryotic translation initiation factor 3 complex. Lineage: Eukaryota; Metazoa; Chordata; Testudines; Testudinidae.
GUGACGCACCACCAUCUUUCCGGUGCGGGCGGCGUGCUCUCUCCGGGCCCGCGAGGGGAGCCGUCGCGGCCAUGAGCGUCCCGGCCUUUAUCGAUAUCACCGAGGAGGAUCAGGCUGCAGAACUUCGAGCUUAUCUGAAAUCUAAAGGAGCCGAGAUCUCUGAAGAGAACUCUGAAGGUGGACUUCACAUUGACUUGGCUCAGAUUAUUGAAGUCUGUGAUGUAUGUCUAAAGGAGGAUGAUAAAGAUGUUGAAAGUGUAAUGAACAGUGUAGUAUCUCUGCUUCUUAUCCUGGAACCUGACAAACAAGAAGCUUUGAUUGAAAGCCUGUGUGAGAAGUUGGUAAAAUUUCGGGAAGGUGAGCGUCCAUCUCUGAGGCUGCAGCUGCUGAGCAAUCUCUUCCAUGGUAUGGAUAAGAAUACUCCUGUGAGAUAUACAGUCUACUGCAGCCUUAUUAAAGUGGCCUCAGCAUGUGGUGCCAUUCAGUACAUUCCAACUGAACUAGAUCAGGUUCGAAAGUGGAUUUCUGACUGGAAUCUCAGCACAGAGAAAAAACAUACUCUUCUGAGACUGCUAUAUGAUGCACUGGUGGACUGCAAGAAGAGAUUCCACUUGGAGAUCUUUGAAGAGGAAGUUAACAAAUUGGCUUCAAUUAUUGAAUCAGCUAUCUCUUGCUUCCCAUCGUGCCAGAAAAAGUCUCUUCUUAUAGAGGCUCUGAUAAGUGGCAGCUUUGCAAGUGACUCUGCAGCCAAAGUAAUGGUGGAACUGUUGGGAAGUUACACAGAAGAUAAUGCUUCCCAGGCUAGAGUUGAUGCUCACAGAUGUAUUGUCCGAGCACUGAAGGACCCAAAUACCUUUCUCUUCGACCAUCUUCUUGCCUUAAAACCAGUGAAAUUUUUGGAAGGAGAACUUAUCCAUGAUCUUUUGACCAUUUUUGUAAGUGCAAAAUUAGCAUCCUACGUCAAGUUUUAUCAGAACAACAAAGACUUCAUUGACUCACUUGGCUUGUUACAUGAGCAGAAUAUGGCAAAAAUGAGACUACUUACUUUUAUGGGAAUGGCAGUGGAAAACAAAGAAAUCUCAUUUGACACAAUGCAGCAGGAACUUCAGAUUGGAGCCGAUGAUGUAGAAGCAUUUGUCAUUGAUGCUGUAAAGACAAAGAUGGUGAACUGCAAAAUUGAUCAGACACAGAGAAAAGUAGUUGUCAGUAACAGCACACAUCGGACUUUUGGAAAGCAGCAGUGGCAACAAUUGUAUGACACACUUAACUCCUGGAAACAAAAUUUGAAUCAAGUGAAAAACAGUCUCCUCAGUCUUUCUGAUACCUGAAUGUUGCAUUUUUUUGUUGGCCUCAGAGCAGAUUCCAAAAACGUUCAAAACUUCAUUUUGACAACUUUUGAAGUUUUUUUGUCUCCAAAAUAUGUGUAAUUGGUUUUAAGAAAUUAAAGACUCAACUAUGAGCUACAAAAGCAAUAAAAGUAAAAUGGGAAAACA